Mercurialis annua (annual mercury) is the source of this 2297-nucleotide messenger RNA. Its product is annotated as aspartate--tRNA ligase, chloroplastic/mitochondrial. The record is from RefSeq and is a predicted model, not a curated record. NCBI's taxonomy places the organism in Eukaryota, Viridiplantae, Streptophyta, Magnoliopsida, Malpighiales, Euphorbiaceae. Gene Ontology annotation, cellular component: cytoplasm. Bases 87 to 2093 code for a protein of 668 amino acids. Gene Ontology annotation, molecular function: aspartate-tRNA ligase activity; nucleic acid binding; ATP binding. The transcript has 15 exons. Gene Ontology annotation, biological process: aspartyl-tRNA aminoacylation.
UGCCAUAGCACGUGCACUCCAUUCCUUCUUCACCCUCAUCAUUCAUACGCAAUCCUUAUUCCACCGUCUCUCACACACCCACCACCAUGUCUCUUCUUCUCCGAUCACUCCCCCUCAUAACUCUCCGCUCAAAACCCUCACUCCCACUCCUCAACACUCUCCUCCACCACCGUUUCCCACCUCCAAUUUCCAUAACCACCGCAAAUUUCUCAUCCACUUCCGCCUCUACUUCCUCCACUGAUACCAUCCACAAAUCACCACCGCCGCCACAAAACCAACAACCACCAGUACCCUUUAAAGAAUCUCUCAAUUGGGUAUCCCGAACUGGGCUAUGCGGAGAAUUAUCCUUAAAUGAUGUGGGUAAACGGGUCCUUCUUUGUGGGUGGGUUGCUCUGCAUAGAGUCCACGGUGGUCUCACUUUUCUUAAUCUCAGAGACCAUACUGGAAUUGUUCAGGUUACUACACUUCCUGAUGAGUUUCCUGAUGCUCAUUCGAUUAUAAAUGAUUUGAGGUUGGAGUAUGUUGUAGCUGUUGAAGGUGUUGUUCGGUCUCGGCCCGGUGAGUCUGUUAAUAAGAAGAUGAAAACUGGAUUGAUUGAGGUUGCGGCGGAGAAUGUUCAAGUUUUGAAUUCAGUGAAAAGUAAGUUACCGUUUUUAGUUACCACUGCGGAUGAUGCUAAGGAUUCUGUCAAAGAGGAGAUUCGUUUAAGAUUUCGAUGCCUUGAUUUACGGCGGCAGCAAAUGACAUCUAACAUAAUGUUGCGGCACAAAGUAGUGAAAUUGAUUCGAAGAUAUCUAGAGGAUGUGCAUAGUUUUGUGGAGAUUGAGACUCCAAUACUUUCUAGAUCUACUCCAGAAGGUGCUCGUGAUUAUUUGGUGCCCUCGAGAGUUCAGCCAGGAACAUUCUAUGCUUUGCCCCAAAGUCCUCAGCUCUUUAAGCAGAUGUUGAUGGUCUCUGGUUUUGACAAGUAUUACCAAAUUGCAAGAUGCUUUAGAGAUGAAGAUCUGAGGGCUGACAGACAACCUGAGUUCACUCAGCUAGAUAUGGAACUCGCAUUUACUCCCUUAGAGGACAUGCUGAAGCUCAAUGAAGAUUUGAUUCGAAUGGUUUUUCUGGAGAUUAAAGGUGUACAGUUGCCCAACCCUUUUCCUAGGCUUACUUACGCCGAAGCAAUGAGUCGUUAUGGUUCAGACAGACCAGAUACAAGAUUUGAUCUGGAGUUAAAAGAUGUGUCUGAUAUUUUUGCAGGCUCGUCCUUCAGGGUAUUCGUGGAUACCUUGCAAAAUGGGGGCAUAAUCAAAGUGUUAUGUGUGCCUUCAGGUGCUAAAAGCUACUCAAACACAGCUCUUAAGAAAGGUGAUAUAUACAAUCAAGCAAUUAAAUCUGGAGCAAAGGGAUUGCCAUUUCUCAAGGUCUUGGAUGAUGGGGAGGUUGAGGGAAUUCCCGCUCUAGUGUCGAGUUUGGACCCAGUCAAUAAAGAACAGUUGCUGAGACUAUGCUCUGCUGGAGCAGGCGACCUUAUUUUGUUUGCAGUUGGUCAUUUUGCAUCAGUGAAUAAAACUCUGGAUCGGCUUAGGAUGUCUAUAGCUAAUGAGAUGGGCUUGAUUGACCAUUCCAGAAAUUCAAUAUUAUGGGUGACUGAUUUCCCGAUGUUUGAGUGGAAUGAUAUGGAGCAGAGACUCGAGGCGUUACAUCAUCCAUUUACAGCACCCAAUCCCGAAGACAUGGAAAACCUUUCUUCCGCUCGAGCCCUUGCUUAUGACAUGGUUUACAAUGGGGUUGAGAUUGGUGGAGGAAGUUUGAGAAUAUAUAAACGCGAAGUUCAACAAAAGGUAUUAGAAAUUGUCGGUAUCUCCCCUGAGCAGGCGGAAGCAAAGUUCGGAUAUCUUUUAGAGGCCUUAGACAUAGGUGCUCCUCCACAUGGGGGGAUUGCUUAUGGGCUCGAUAGAUUGGUUAUGUUGUUGGCCGAUGCUAAUUCCAUCAGAGAUGUCAUAGCUUUCCCGAAAACGACAACUGCACAAUGUGCCCUUACUCGGUCCCCAUCAGAGGUAGAUCCUCAACAGCUAAAAGAUCUAUAUCUGAAUACCCAAUAAGACGGUAUGCUCAUUAACAUGAUCGACUUUAUAGCAAAUACUGAAUCCGAAUGUACCCAAUCCAGUUUUGGUUUCUGAGGGGGUUACUGUACUAUAUUGUGGAAUAGUUUAGCAUUUACGGAAUAUAUUUUUAACAUUAUUGUUUAUUUCUUAAAGUCGUCUCAAUUGGACGAUUCUUUUUUAAUAUUUCAAUAAAUUAUUGAA